Messenger RNA from Sparassis crispa, 1950 nucleotides. RefSeq lists its product as hypothetical. NCBI's taxonomy places the organism in Eukaryota, Fungi, Basidiomycota, Agaricomycetes, Polyporales, Sparassidaceae. Gene Ontology annotation, biological process: post-transcriptional gene silencing. Gene Ontology annotation, molecular function: mRNA base-pairing post-transcriptional repressor activity; CCR4-NOT complex binding; RNA nuclease activity. The coding region runs from base 1 to 1950 and encodes 649 amino acids. Gene Ontology annotation, cellular component: cytoplasm; peroxisome. The record is from RefSeq and is a predicted model, not a curated record. The transcript has 6 exons.
AUGGCCCGCUUUAUUUCAGUGGUUGUAUUUACUGUCUCACCUUCUUGUGGUUCACCAUGGCGUCUCCGACCGCGACAGGUGUUGGCGACGUCCGUUGCGAACUCGUGUUUCUUCCUCACGGCCUCUAGCAGCGUCUCAGCAGUGCAAUAUAAUGGUACACGUUUCCUGAGCGUGACUCACGCGUGGUCGAUAGCUGUAGUUCAACAGGGCCAACCCUUUCCUUCCCCUAGCUUCCCUCCUUUCCCUUCCUCUUCCGAGACUUUCCGGAAUCGUUACAUCUCACCCCAUAUCCACUGGUCGACGAUGCAGGUCACCGAUAAAGUGGCGAUUUUUUGGGACUACGAGAACUGUGCCUUGCCGACGAACACACCCGGUUUCCUCGCAGUGAACAACAUCCGCCGGCUUGCUCACCAGUACGGAAGCGUAAUCUCGUUCAAGGCAUACUUGGAGCUCCCGGAGCAGCCGUCCUCGCGGUCCGUAACACUUCGGUCGGAGCUUCAGUCCUGCGGCGUGUCGUUGAUCGACUGUCCGCACAAUGGCCGGAAAGACGUCGCGGACAAGAUGAUUCUUGUGGACAUGCUCACAUACGCGAUCGACAACUCUGCUCCAGCGACCAUCAUCUUGAUCUCCGGGGAUCGCGAUUUUGUGUAUGCGGUCUCGGUGUUGGGUCUGCGGAGGUACCGCGUAAUACUACUCUCCCCUGUCGCCGCGCACGUGAGCCUCAAGGCGCAAGCAGCGGAGGUGUUCGACUGGCCAGGAUAUGUCGUGCCAGUGCCGGAGAAGGCGGCCGUAUCCUCGUGUCCGUCCACGCCUCCGAGCGUCGACUCGAACAAAUCCCAUUCACAGGAUGUCUUCAAUUCCAAUCCAUUCCCGCAGCCACGUUCUCAGUCCACCAAGCCGCCUCCGGUCCUGUCUACCCCGCCGUCGCCAACGGUAUCACGACAGGAUAGACAGACAUCGGAACCCGAGCCAGUGUUUACUCUGGCGGCGUGGAAGGCGAAGCAGGCUGAGAUGAGACCAAAGACACCGGCAGUUAACAUGGUUCGUCCUCUUGCCAACACUAUCCAGUCGCCUACGCCGUCAACAUCUAGUACACUGAGUUGUGAGAGCAUUCCGGUUACUACGCCACGGAAAUCAACACCUGUAGAGAAGGUACCCGUGCCAGAAUGUGCUGCACCCACGCCUAUCACUCCUGUCAACGAGACACGACCGUCAUCUUGGAAAUGGCCUUCAACGAGCACCUGGGAUAGCUGGGCCACUGCUCCAGCUCCUACCCCACCGGCUAUCCCGUCACUGAGUAGUGCUGCUCCAAGAAAUGAGUACUUGUGGCAAACGUUCGACGAGAUUCCGCAGUUCACUCCUACCGUGGUCAACUCGUCGUCCGCCGCUUCGGCGAAGGCGCCAGCCCUUAGCUUUAGUCCGGCAGCAUCUUUGAGCCCAAUGCGCUCAGCCUCCAAGAUACUUGCACCAAGCGUAGGUUCGGUGUCGUCCGUAAGACCUGUGCCACCCCUGCCCCCGAAGGCACCAACGACGACCACUCCGGUGCCCAAAGCCGGAAACUCCGCACCUCCCGCCCCGACCACAUGCACCCCAAGCAAGAUGUCGCGCACAGUUUCCAGCUCGACAUCGACGUCUACCUCCAAGUCUACCUCCAAGUCAAAGUCAAAGUCCAAACCCGUCCCGGCCGAGUUCCGCUCCCUCGUGAAAGUGCUCACCCAGCAGAUCAGCGAGGGCAAUAUGCACCUCUCUUUCUCGGCACUCGGUUCGCUGCUCCUCAAGGAGUCUCCGAGCGUGUACGAGUGCGCGGGAGUCUUGACUCUGAAGCAGUACACAUCGCUCGCCGCGGAGGCGGGCGUGGUGAAGCUGGCGGAUUACCAGGACGUUCCGGGCGGGAUGGACGGAAAUCGGUACGUGUCGCUGUGCCCAGUGUAUCAUAAGGAUGCUCCCUAG